AUGGAAGUUUAUGGAAGGUUUCUGUACUCCCUUACUCCUACCAAUUUGUGUACUCCCUUACUCCUACCAAUUUGUGUACUCCUUUACUCCUACCAAUUUGUUUACUCCCUUACUCCUACCAAUUUGUGUACUCCCUUACUCCUACCAAUUUGUUUACUCCCUUACUCCUACCAAUUUGUGUACUCCCUUACUCCUACCAAUUUGUGUACUCCCUUACUCCUACCAAUUUGUGUACUUCCUUACUCCUACCAAUUUGUGUACUCACUUACUCCUACCAAUUUGUGUACUCCCUUACUCUUACCAAUUUGUGUACUUCCUUACUCCUACCAAUUUGUGUACUCCCUUACUCCUACCAAUUUGUGUACUUCCUUACUCCUACCAAUUUGUGUACUCCUACCAAUUUGUGCUUCCUUACGCCUACCAAUUUGUGUACUCCUUACUCCCUACCAAUUUUCGUACUCCUUACUCCCUACCAAUUUAUUUUACUCCCUUACUCCUACCAAUUUAACUGCUUCCUUACUCCUACCAAUUUGUGUACUCCCUUACCUCCCUACCAAUUUGUUUACUCCCUUACUCCUACCAAUUUGUAUAGUUUUUGUUCCAUUAUUCAUAUCUAUCUAUCUAUCUAUCUAUCUAUCUAUCUAUCUAUCUAUCUAUCUCAAUAAAAAGAAAUACAAGACAUUGAACGCAUUCUUUUUCUUUUCUUCUUCUUCUUCUUCUUCUUCUUCUUCUUCUUCUUCUUCUUCUUCUUCUUCUUCGUAUUUUGGUAUAUUUCCUUCUUUGGAUAACAUGAAUGUCUCUUCUUCUUUUCAUGCUUCUUUUUUUUUCUUCUUCCGAUUUUCAUAUUGUCGCUUCUUACUUCAACAUCAUUUAUUCCCAUCCUUUUUUAUUAUAAUUUUCUUCUUCGUCUUCUUCUUCUUCUUCUUCUUCUUAUUUUUUUCAUCUUUCCAUCUCCCCUUCUAUAACAUUUAUUUCUCUUCUUUUCCUUCUUCUUCUUCGUACUUUUGUUUUUUUGCUUCUCCUUUCUAUAACAUUUUUUCUCUUCUUCUUUCCCACUUUUUCUUCUUCCUCUUUCUUCUUCUUCUUUUUCUUCUUCUUCGUAUUUUUGUAUAUUCCCUUCUCCUUUCUAUAACAUUCAUUAUUUUUCUUCUUUUAUUUCUUCUUCUUCUUCUUCUUCUUCUUCUUCUUCUACGUAUUUUGGUAUAUUUCGCUUCUUCUUCUCAUGUUUCUUUUUCUUCUUCUUGUUUUCAUAUCGUCGAUUCUUACUUCUACAUCAUGUAUUUCCAUUCUUUUUUAUUAUAA
Acanthosepion pharaonis is the source of this 1302-nucleotide messenger RNA. The record is from the annotation of a GenBank genome assembly. NCBI's taxonomy places the organism in Eukaryota, Metazoa, Mollusca, Cephalopoda, Sepiida, Sepiidae.